Messenger RNA from Funneliformis mosseae, 291 nucleotides. The record is from the annotation of a GenBank genome assembly. Lineage: Eukaryota; Fungi; Glomeromycota; Glomeromycetes; Glomerales; Glomeraceae.
AAAUGGUGCUAUAUCAAUAUAAGUAGUAAAACACAAUGUAUGAUGGAGAAUAUAGCUGAGGAGAUUGUAAAAGCUACAAAAAAGAGAUCAAUCAGAAAAAGAAAAUCCAUACGUUAUCGUCAUCCUGAAAGUUCAGAGGAAGAGGAUCAUUCAUCAGAUCCAGAUUACAUGGAGAAACUCAAGAGAGCAAUGAGUGAUGGUAUGGAUAAAGAUGUCAUCAUUCCAUUUGUACAAACUUUAGAGACACUAGAAGAUACUACUUCUCAUGAAAUUACUCCAGAUACAUCUUAA